GAGAGUUAGACGGUGUGAGUGAACUGCUGAGAAAGCUCAAUACCAGGAAAAGUUGACGGAGCAUGAAACGGAGUGGCAAACCAUCGGAGACAUGAUCUUGAAAAGAGUCAGAGAGUGGGCACGAUUGAUCUUUGAAGCGGAAGAAGGUUAUUUCAACGACGUCGAACUCUCAGAGCUAGAGACUACCGUCGAGGGAGCAUUCGAGCGCUGGAAGCAGUGGAGACGUGAAAAAGAUGGCGAAUCAACGGCAGUUAUUGCUGAGGCGACUCCCGGCCUCAACGUGGAAAACAGAGGCCAAUAUCCUUCUUUGGGGCAAAAGUACCGCCUCUUCAAUCACUUGAAUCCCGCAGAAAGGAACAUCGUCAUCUCAAAGCUUUUCCGCAACUCACAAGGCCUCCUUGAUUCAAGAUUCUCCAGCUUCGCCAUUCAUUCAGGACUAUUACUUUGGGGACAACCGCAAACAGUGGUUGGGGGUUCAACGGCCAAGAAGCUUACUCGAAGCACUGUUCCACAGCAGGACGCUAAUGCCCAGGGUGGUACCAUCAUCCAAAAAGAGUACUCGUGCCGUUCCGCGGCCAGAAAAGGCACAUGGAAAGUCCGACAAGUCUUCAAUAACCGCGACAACAAGUUUGCUAGAGGGAGGGGAAGACCGAAAGAACACUUUAGCUAGGUGAUGUAUCACGAAGAUAUUGACCCACUAGAGACCGUUGUACGAUGUAGCAGGCUGAAUCCGUCGAAGGGAUUCUAUGAACUCACAUUGACGAAAUAAGCACUAGUAUUGAGUUCUCAUUCUCGUUUGCUGCAAUCUCCGGAAGGUUUGCCCUGGUAUACCGCAUAUGUCGUGCUGAUAAGUCUCUAGGAUCUCCUCUAUGAGAAUCGUUACGAUUAGUCUAUGCACUGCCGUCC
Messenger RNA from Mytilinidion resinicola, 906 nucleotides. RefSeq lists its product as uncharacterized. Bases 92 to 670 code for a protein of 192 amino acids. The transcript has a single exon. Lineage: Eukaryota; Fungi; Ascomycota; Dothideomycetes; Mytilinidiales; Mytilinidiaceae. The record is from RefSeq and is a predicted model, not a curated record.